Molecule: messenger RNA, 552 nt
Organism: Lycium ferocissimum
Lineage: Eukaryota; Viridiplantae; Streptophyta; Magnoliopsida; Solanales; Solanaceae
Exons: 4
Coding region: 1-552 (183 amino acids)
Source: RefSeq, a predicted model, not a curated record
AUGUGCAUUGAUUAUCGUCAGCUGAAUAGGGAUACUAUCCAAAACCAGUAUCCCAUCCCCCGUAUUGAUGAUUUGUUUGAUGAGCUUCAGGGAGCAUUUGUGUUCUCUAAAGUUGACUUAUGGUUAGGGCAUCACCAGUUAAAGAUUCGAGCAGAAGAUGUUCCUAAGAUAACCAACCUGUUCAUUGAUGAUAUCCUGGUGUAUUCUAGAAGUAAGAAGGAUCAUGAGAAAUGUUUGAGGAUUGCUCUUAGGGAGCGUCUAUUGGCUAAAGAGGUCCAGACUCUGGCUAACAGUUUUUUGAGACUGGCUAUGUCUAGCACGGGUAGAGUGUUGGCUUGUGAUGAGGCUAGGUCAUCGUAUCUAGAGCAGAUUAAGGCUAAGCAGUUUGAGGAUGCUAAGUUAUAUAAAAUUCAUGACAAGGUGUUGCGCGGUGAGUCCAAGGAGGCCAUGAUCGACGAAGAGGGGGUGUUGCGGAUUAAGGGGCGAGUGAAGUAUGAACAUCAGAGACCUGGGGGUACACUUCAGAAGAGGCCCAUUCCUGAGCGGAUGUAG